Messenger RNA from Phyllotreta striolata, 2223 nucleotides. Lineage: Eukaryota; Metazoa; Arthropoda; Insecta; Coleoptera; Chrysomelidae. The record is from the annotation of a GenBank genome assembly.
UAAGGUUCACCCUGACGUCGCACGCGGUCGAUUUUCCGCGCCUCCUGCUAUGCAUUUCCCUCUUCGAAUCGACGCUUACGCCUUUUUGUUAUGCUCCGAAUCCGCAGGAUACCCGGAAUUUUGUACAAGCACAAGUUCACCGUCUAUUCGGCCUGCCUCGUUCUCUUCACCUGCGUCUAUUUAUCUUUCAAAUUGAACGUGUUCUGCGUCAACCUGCAGGCCUGGAGUCACGUGACUAAAUUGUGUCGUCAGUACGAAGAGGGACUGGCUGUGGGGUCCCUGUGCGCCCCGUUGUGCCUCACCCGGGACAUCCACUCGCUGACGUGCCACUCGUUCGAGGCCACCAAGGAGGCGGUCUUCAGCGCCGAAUGGCACGACAUCCGCUUGGUGUUCAAGUCGGUGCCGAAGGACGUGAAGGCGCUGCAUUGGUACGACAACGGCGCCGCCAGGUACCCCAGCGAAAAGGACUUCCUGCAGACCAUCAGAGCCAUAGUCAGGAAUAAAUUCAACCUGACGGUGGCGUACGAUACGGCUGUCAGGUUGUCCAGGCUGAAGCCCAGCUACGAGGAGAAGGACGCGAACAAGAGGAGGAAGGAGAUGGAUAAUUUGUGGUUGUUGUUGCAGGAUAAUGAGUACUUGUUGUCCGCUUUGUUUACUGAUAAGGACGUUUUUCCCCAAUUGUUAGGUACUUGUGGUCCGUAUUUCGCGGUGGAAUAUUUGGAUCCCAUACCGACGAUUUCCUCGUAUUUAACGUACAGCGACGACACGGAGAAUUGGGGAAAGCGCCUGAAGCUGGCCGUUCAAAUAUUGGAGCUUCUGGAUAAGUUAGAGACGAAUUUCAGAGAGCCGUUUCACCUUUGUGACCUUAAACUGGAGCACUUCGGCGUCGUGAGGGAUCAGAACGCGUUGAAAUUCAUCGAUUUGGACGGCGUCCUGCCCAAGUCGGUCGUCAACGCCAUAAUCAACGAUGUGGAAUACUGCGGUAGUGAUAGUGACUGUGAUUUCAUCGAUUGUCGCUCGAGGUGCGACGAUCAAAACAGGUGCAGCAAUAUCGUCGCCAACGAUAAUCUGCAAAUCGUCUGCGAGAAAAUUUUUCUAGGCUGGAAAAUGGCGAAUACUAUACUGGUGCCUGGGCUUUUGAUGUCCCAACACACGCCCUCUGAGCUAGCGUCCCUGCUGAGGCAAUGCGCCAAUCCGGACAGCGAAGAGGGCAAACCGAGAACAAUACCCGAUUUAGACAUUAAGAAAAGGCUUUAUAGCGCAUUAUCAGAGAUAGAACAGACUGUUAAUAACGAUUUUUUCCUUUAAUUUUGUUACAUUUGAUACGAAGUUUAGUACUAUUAAAUAUUGGAUUAUUUAUUGGCGUUUUACUACAAGGUUUCGGAUAAAUUAUAAAAAGUAGAAAAUUUGGGAAUAAAUAUAAAAAAUCAACGUUAAAUUUCAGUUUUGUUUGCGCCAACGGUUCUAAUAGAAAUAAAAUUGUUGAUAUAAUUGUAAUUCCUUCUUUUUGGUGGAAAUUUCUUUGUUUGUAACAUAGUUUUUCACCAAAAUUCCUUUUAAAGUCCAAUUUUUAUGCAUAAAAAAGAGUAAGUACUAAGUGCAUGUUUAGUAAUAUUUUGAAUAAAAAUUGGACCUGUAGCCAAAAAACUAUUAUAGAAUAUCACAACCAGAAAAAAACAAUUAGGCACUUUUAAAACUCACCGUUAAAUAUUACUACUAAAAACCGUACAUACCGCAGAUUACACAAACAAAUCCAAAUUACAAACCUUGAUACUUAAAUUAAUAAACAAUUUUGUACUUCAAUCUACAUACUUAAAAAUCCAAAUUAUCUACGACAAUUCGCUUUUCUCCUUAGCUAAACACUCCAAUUUCUGCAUAAUCAAACUCAAAUCGUCCCCUUUGGCGAUUUUAAGGUACACGCAAUUCCUAACCAUAUGGAACACCAACCAGCUAGGAAACUCUUUGGAAAUCACCCGAAGGUGCUCCUCCAUUUCGACCCUACUCAAAUGGCUUCUGUAGCAGUUACCCAAUUUUUCUACCACCACUUCCAGCUGCAGGACGCUCUUCUUCUCCGAAACGAACAGGCUUCUGGUAAGGCGCGCUAUCUCCGGCAGUCUCGAGUAAAUUUUCAGUUCCUUCUCUUGAUCCGCCGAUCUAGUCAUCGUCAGCAAGGCUUUAGCAGCCUGUUUUUGACGUACCUUCUCCAAAAGAGCCUUUGGAAUA